Molecule: messenger RNA, 2221 nt
Organism: Gordionus sp. m RMFG-2023
Lineage: Eukaryota; Metazoa; Nematomorpha; Gordioida; Chordodea; Parachordodidae
Product: succinate dehydrogenase [ubiquinone] flavoprotein subunit, mitochondrial-like
Exons: 13
Coding region: 47-2026 (659 amino acids)
Biological process (GO): tricarboxylic acid cycle; mitochondrial electron transport, succinate to ubiquinone
Molecular function (GO): flavin adenine dinucleotide binding; succinate dehydrogenase (quinone) activity; electron transfer activity
Source: RefSeq, a predicted model, not a curated record
UUUCGACGUAUGUUAACCUUUUUUGGUUAGCCUUUGUAAAUUACAUAUGAUGCAUAGUUCGUACAAGCUUAUUAGCAAAAAAAAUUCAUAUCGGAUCUCAAAUUAUGUGUCUCAAAAAAUUCUUGCACAUACAAGAGCAUCUCCAUCAAAUAGCAUAUCAAAAGAAUAUCCUGUCAUUGAUCAUACAUACGAUGCCAUCGUUGUAGGGGCAGGUGGUGCUGGUCUAAGAGCAGCAUUUGGUCUUGCUAAUGCUGGUUUUAAUACUGCAUGUGUUACUAAAUUAUUUCCAACUAGAAGUCAUACUGUUGCAGCACAAGGUGGAAUAAAUGCUGCCUUGGGUAAUAUGGAACCCGAUGAUUGGAGAUGGCAUAUGUAUGAUACAAUUAAAGGAUCUGAUUGGUUAGGUGAUCAAGAUGCUAUUCAGUAUAUGACAGAGCAAGCUCCAAAAGCUGUUAUUGAAUUGGAGAAUUUUGGCAUGCCUUUUAGCCGAACUAAGGAUGGAAAAAUUUAUCAAAGAGGCUUUGGUGGACAAUCUUACAAUUACGGAAAAGGGGGUCAAGCUCAACGAUGUUGCUGUGUGGCUGAUAGAACAGGGCACUCUCUAUUGCACACGCUAUACGGAGAGUCCUUAAGAUAUGACACAAAGUACUUAAUAGAAUAUUUCGCACUCGACCUAAUAAUGGACCCAUCCGGGACGGAAUGCAUGGGAAUUAUGGCUCUAAAGUUGGAGGACGGUACUUUGCACAGGCUCAGGGCUAAAAAUACUAUCCUGACUACGGGAGGGUUCGGUCGAUCUUAUUUUUCAUGCACUUCCGCUCACACUUGCACGGGCGACGGUAACGGUAUGGUAGCGAGAGCAGGUCUGCCUAAUCAGGAUAUGGAAUUCGUACAAUUUCACCCCACUGGCAUUUAUGGGGCAGGAUGCCUCAUGACAGAGGGCUGCAGGGGCGAAGGGGGUUACCUGAUAAACUCUCUCAACGAAAGAUUCAUGCCCAAAUACGCCCCGAAGGCUAAAGACUUGGCUUCCCGGGACGUGGUAUCAAGGGCUAUUACCAUGGAGAUUAGGGAAGGGAGGGGAUGCGGGCCGGAAAAAGACCACGUUUAUAUCCAGCUGUCCCAUUUGCCUCGCGAGUUAAUAUUGGAGAGGCUGCCGGGUAUAUCAGAGACGGCCAAAAUAUUUGCGGGCAUCGACGCUACCACGCAACCCAUACCAGUUUUACCCACGGUUCAUUACAACAUGGGAGGAGUUCCAACCAAUUACAAAGGACAGGUUAUCACUUUAGACCGCAAAACGAAUACAACCAAAAUCGUGGACGGUCUAUGGGCAGCGGGGGAGUGCGCUUCUACCAGUGUGCACGGAGCGAACAGACUUGGCGCCAAUUCCUUGUUGGAUAUCGUGGUUUUUGGGCGAGCAAUAGCUAAUUAUAUAACUGAAAAUUACCGCCCUGGUCAAAAAAUGUCCGAAUUUGAAGACCGUGCCGGCGAAAAAACAAUAUCCGAUUUGGAUUCAUUAAUCCAGACGGCAUAUUCUCCAGAUAAAACCGAUCCUACACCAGCUGAAACUCGUCUCAAGAUGCAGAAAAUUAUGCAGGACUACGCGGCCGUCUUUAGGACAGAAGAAACGCUGAAAAAGGGAUGCGAGCUCAUAUCUCAAUGCUACGAGGAGGCUAAGCAUAUGAGAAUAACCGACAAAGGUCUUAUAUGGAAUUCGGAUCUAAUAGAAGCUCUGGAACUCAAAAACUUAUUGGUGACGGCCUGUCAAAUCAUGUUCGGAGCUGAGGCUAGGAAAGAAAGCCGAGGUGCUCAUGCCAGAGAAGAUUUUCCUAAAAGGGAAGAUGAAUUUGAUUACAGCAAGCCAAUAGAAGGGCAGACCAAACGCGACAUAACUCAGCACUGGAGGAAGCACACUUUAGCUUUCAUGGACACCGAUGGAGAUGGAAAAGUUGAAUUGAAAUUCAGACCUGUCAUUGAUCAUACGCUAAACGAUAAUUGCAAGCCAAUCCCUCCAGCUAUUCGAACGUAUUAAAUAAAACGCGAAAUUUUUUAUUUUGAAUAAUAUUAAUUUUGUUAUGAAAAAAAAAAAAAUUUAUAAAGAAAAGUUUGGGAAUUAGAAGUAUUAUAUUGUUCUUUAACGCAUACUCUAAAUAUGAAUAUAUAUAUUAUUUAUUGUAUUAAUUUUUGUUCGCAAUAUUAUAGGAGACAAAUUAUUAUAUGUAUUUUC